Messenger RNA from Geodia barretti, 381 nucleotides. Lineage: Eukaryota; Metazoa; Porifera; Demospongiae; Tetractinellida; Geodiidae. The record is from the annotation of a GenBank genome assembly.
AUGGGGCGUCUCCGGCGAGCGAAUGGCAUUGUGGGCGGGGGUAUUCCCAUAGCCGCCGGCGCCGCCUUGGGGCUUCAACUAAAGGGAGAAAAACACGUUGCCGUCAGUUUUUUCGGCGACGGAGCCAGCAAUGAAGGCGCUUUCCAUGAGGGUAUCAACAUCGCCGCUACUGGAAGCGUGCCGCGUUGUGUUUGCGAGAAACAACGGAUCGCCGAAAGCACGCCUCUGCGACCCAUCGCAAGCGGUUCAGACAUCGCCGCCUCGUGCCUAAGGCCUACGAGCAUGCCCGAAUCGUCUGUCGAUGGCAUGGACCCCCAAGCUGUCUACGAAGUGGCGCGCAGCGAUUGCGCGCGCCGCAAAGGAGGGCGAGACCUACGCUGA